CUUGUGACAGCAUUUCUAAUUUUAGUUGUUGAUAAUGUUUCUUAUGACUCAUGUUUUUAAUGAAACUUAGAUUGUGAUUUUAGUUGUAGUUUAGUUAUUACUUUGUGUGUGUAAGUUUUCUGUAUCCAGACAUGUGAACUGUUCUUAUCCUCCUUAACUAGGACAUCUAAGAACUGUAUGGACUUAUCAUUUUCCACUUCUGUAAUGAAUCAAAUGGUUGAAAAUUCAUUGAUUAUCUGUUCCAGAAACCGGAUUAUUGAAUAUAUUGGCAAUUGUUAUUAGAAGUGAAAUUCUAAUACAAGUCAUAUUUCAUGUGUCCUACAUACUUAUUCCAUUUCAGACAUCUGACCCAACAAUGAAAAUAUGCUGCCAUCAUCUAAUCAAGUUCAGUUGCAUGGUUUAGACAGUGGUUCCGAGGAGAACUGCCAUCAGGAUGCCGAUUUACCCAUGAUGAAUAAUAAUGGGAUUGAAAAUAUAAAAUUAAGAGGAGAUUCGAAAGCUGCCAAAUUAGGAGACCGAUACGAAACAUCAAUCCUGACUCAUCUCGCAAUUCGAUGCGCAUUAGAUAAAACGAUUCGAAACUUCCAAAUUGUAUACAACGCGAAAGACCACGGUGAUUUGGACGACAUCGUUAUCAACGAAGAUAAUCGCUUUAUGACCUGUGUGCAACUCAAACAUAAAGCAGAACGAAGCAACAUUUCGUUGGAAUACAAAAAAUUCGAAAAAACUUAUAACGAUGUACUUGUACCAAAAUAUCAGAAUCAUUUUCAAAAAGGUUUGAAAUUAAACAUUAUAGUUUUGUCCAAUUCAAAUGUUAGACUUCCUGAAAACAUGAAAAAAAUUGUAAGAAAUGAGGAAGUUUGGAGAAUAAGUUUAGUACCGGAAACGGAGAAGUGUUCCAACUUGAACAUGUAA
This is a messenger RNA of Aethina tumida (small hive beetle), 915 nucleotides long. RefSeq lists its product as uncharacterized. Bases 364 to 915 code for a protein of 183 amino acids. Lineage: Eukaryota; Metazoa; Arthropoda; Insecta; Coleoptera; Nitidulidae. The transcript has 4 exons. The record is from RefSeq and is a predicted model, not a curated record.